Nothobranchius furzeri (turquoise killifish) is the source of this 6818-nucleotide messenger RNA. Its product is annotated as zinc finger protein 518A. NCBI's taxonomy places the organism in Eukaryota, Metazoa, Chordata, Actinopteri, Cyprinodontiformes, Nothobranchiidae. The record is from RefSeq and is a predicted model, not a curated record.
CACGGUGGUCAAGCAGGGCGCUUUGCUGGCAAUAGCCUGCGUCCGCCAUUAGUGUUCACAGCUUCCACCUAGCUACGCGCACGCGCGCACAAGUAGGGUUGGCAUGACGUAGAGCAGAAGCCUCGAAAACACUGAGACGCUCCUGGGGACUUUUAGUUAUGCUGAACGCGUUUUAGUUCAAGUAAAAGUUGUUUUCUGUGAAUAACAAGCACCAGCGUGGCACUGAGCUGGUGUUACACUCUGAUCCGUUUUUCUUAGUCGAGACGCGACAAUACCCGGAUGGAGUGUCAUGGCCGCCAUCGGAGAGGAGGAAGCCAAAUGUUUCUGAUGUUUGUGUCUUUUCUCAACUCCAGCUUCUUUUCUCCAAGUCAGAUGUUGACGGGACGCUGUCCGACCAUCCUCCGAGCUCGUAGCACAGUCACUACAAUGUUUCUGCUUCAGACAUCGUAUUAAAGACGGGGGAUUUACAAAAGCACAGCCUUCAGGAUUUGAUCCAAUAAGCUAUAAUGGUGCUUUCACAUCUGGGCCAGCAUGGACUGCACUGGAGACCUAGCAGAUUGGCAGCUAUGGAAAACCUGAGACGACCUCACGACUUUGCCAAAAAUUGCAACUCAUCAAUUGUAGAGGAUAAUCAAGAAAAGGUGAAAGACUUUGUGCACAAGCAUCUUGGAGAAGUAACGGAUGAUCCCCUCAGCAAUGCAGCUGAGUCUCCCGGGAAGGAUCACAGUAGCUCAGCUAGGAGAGAGAAACAACUCGGUCACUGUAAAGUUCAACAGAGGGCAGUUUUCUCUGGAAAAAUUCUAAGUUUUGGAUGCUCAGUGUGUAAAGAUAAUUUAACAUUUAGCCCUAAUGACCUUCUUAAACAUUUCCAAGCUGCCCAUAAAGGAACCCCUCCUACGUAUACAUGUGAGCUUUGUGAUUUUGUCACCAAUGAGUUCCAAGUUCUUCAGCGCCAUCGAAUUGAGCAUAGGAAUACUCUGGUUACUUGUGAGCUUUGCAACGAUAAUGUCCAGUACUCGCUGCUUUUGCUUACCAGGCACUACAUGAUGUGCCAUAGUGUAAAUGGACAGUUCAAGUGUGACUGGUGUAGUUUUACGACUGUUGAUGCAGGAACAUUUGUUCAGCACAUCCAUCAUCAUAACGAGGUUCAUUGGAAGUGUUCAAAAUGUCGACAUAUUAGCUUGAACGAAGAAGAUCACCAAAGGCAUGUGAAAGCUCACUCAGAUACAUUCACUUUCACUUGCCAGAUCUGUGGUUAUGGUGCUGCAAGGAGUGAGUAUCUAAAAAUACACACGGCAGUUGUUCACAGAGAGGAGGUUGAGAGAAGAAAUGCACUGAUGCCUGUGGAAGAUGAUGGCUUACCAGAUUCAAGGCCUUAUAAAAGGAGUUGUGAAUCUCUGGAAAGUCUGAGGAUACCAAAAUCAAACUGUCUCUCUGAAAGCCAAAAUGGCAGGUUAAUAAAACAGGAGUCUUCCUUGAAGGAGACACAUCACUUUAUGGAUUUGACCGUAUUGAAAAAGUGCAGCAAAACACCCCACAAUACAGAAUUGUUGACACCAGUUUCUCUACAGGAAGGUGAUACCUCAAGCACUGAUCCAGAAAGUCACACCAAUGGACUCACAGUUCUGAUGGUCAAGAACAAAAUCUCUCUCCCCCCUAAUUGUACUACUAAAGUGAUGGGAUUCAAGAUGGUUGAUGGCAAAAAGCAUUUAGUCCUCAAAGUAAUACCAACAAAACAAGACCUGCAUUCUCAAAACCAUUCUUUAGUUGGUUGUAUGGACCCCAUGGUACCUGGUCCUGUGAUGAGUGAAAGUAAAGUCUCAGCUGAGAAUGAGCAGUCCUCUGAUUCAACACCACAUUACUUAGCUGGUUCCCUUAGAAAUGGUUGUACCCAAAUGGACCAUGACGAUAUCAUGGCAAUAAAAGUAAAGCUCGAGGAGGAGGAAACUUCAGUUUUUAGCUUUGACUCCACACCAAACAACAGCAGCAUUUCUGAAUCAAAUAUUUCUAUAAAUACUUCAUUGACUAGUUCUGAGACUUUAAGUUUAGUGACAAAACAGUUGUGUGAUGUGGAAGGUCCCUUAGAUGGAGUACCUUGCACAGAAGGUAGUCAGGAUAAUAGUUCAGUAACUGCAAGCUGUAAAUCAAAUGCAACCAAUCAUCAAUCUGAAAUUAUUAAUAGCUCAACACUGUGCAAUGAGAAUGUUGCUAGUGUUUCGUUUCCAUCAGCCGUUCAGAAGACCAAGUUAUCUAAAUCAGUCUUCAAAGAAUCUGUAAAGUGUGGAGGCACCAAGGAGUCAUUGCUGACUGAUGGCAAUGGCCAGGUUGGCAAAACAAACAAAAGAAGCUCUGAUUUUCACACAUUUAAUGCUGAUGUACAUUCUCCGGUUACUGCAGGCCAAAGUCAUAAUGUUGAGAUUAAAAUUAAAAAAUGCUCGCAACAUCUAAAAUGUUUGGAUCCUUUAUGCCAAACUCAUUCAGCUCUUGAUACAAGUGUAAACACACAAAAUAUACCCAACCAAGAAGUAUUCACUUUCCACAACUAUUCCAAGGAAGUGUUUAGCACUUCACCCAGCAGUAGCCAAACUUUAGGUAACAGUCAAACAGUACUUGAAGGAAAUGGAUGUGAAUCGCCACAGUUUAACCUGACACUAGCAGAGUCUCCAGAACACUUGAAUGAAAGCACAUGUGGUGAAGUAGAGGUUGAUGGGUGUGUAGCUAGUGUUGACCAACUCCUAAAUAGUGAGAACUCUGAGUCUGUCCUCCAAGAUUUCAACAUCAUUAAAAUAGAGGAGGAUUUCCUUCCCAUAUCUGUAAAAGAGCCUGAAACAAAAAGUAGCUCCUCUGCAAUAGGGAAUUUUGUGGAAGAGCAUGCAAAUGCAAUCAUUACCCAACAGCUUAACAAGGAAAAAACAGGGUCUUUGGGUGCAAGCAGUGAUUCUUUAAAACCGGCAAAAACAACUCUGCAAAUUCUUCAGUUGCCAGAUGGAACACAACCAGUCUUUCUGAGGGCUACUGAGAACAGAUUUAUCAAGGCUGCACCCGGUUUUAAACUACUAACCAGUUCCACAAAUCCUCAGAUCAAUGUAUCAUACAUGAAAAAUGGGCUUAGUAAAUCAGGUCAAGCCACUGGUGUAAGUAUCACUCCUAACACUGAAUUGACACCAGCAGCAAAACCACAAGCUAAAGAAAAAGGGACAACUCUUUCUGCUGUUAAACCAGGUGUCCGCACCACCUCCAGCCACUACCUUAUCAACAGUCACGGCUUCAGUGGUCCUGUGAUCCUUUCAAGUUCAACGGUAGAUAAAACGGCAAAGGCACAGCCAACUUGCUUCUUGGUCCAAAGAUCUGUCCCACUAGUUCAGGCCCCCAGUACCACUGGUUUCAAAUUGGCAAGUACUCAGGUUGCAGGAAGCUCACAACCUGUUCUGGCUAUGCCUGUGAGUUCUGUUGAUAAAUCCAGCACCCCACAAAUUGGUCGCCAAGCUUUCCUUCUACGAUACAUUUCUCCACCUAAAUCAAGCAUGUUUCUAAACAACGUAGAAGGAAAGACUGCAACACUUAAUAGCCAAACUAAUCAAAGAUCUGGAAAUAAAGUCCUUUUUAAGAUUGUCACACCUGCUGGUAGCCUGCUUUCCAGUGGAGCUUCAACCACAAACAGCCAACCAUUGUUCUUGACCACCACACCUCAAGCCCAGUGUAUCCUGGUCUCAUCAAACAAAACUAAUGCAACAGCUUCUGCUGGACCUAAAAAUUUGAUCAGCUCAGAACAUUCUCCACAGAACCAUCUCAAAAAUUCUGGCAUUUUAACAUCACAUGUCAAUGGAACGCUCCAACCAUGUGAAUCAGAGAGAUUUUUGGCCCAGAGGCCAGUAAGGCCUCUAAGCCAAAGCAAAAGGCGCAGGAAAGCAUUAUUUGUUGAGCAUCCAGCGACAGCACACAAGGCUAGAAGGCUUUCAAGCAGGUUACCUUCUGAAAAACAGCCAGUCUUAUGGAAGCCUGUAGAUAAAGAGAUGGAAAGAACUUUGAGACUUGCCCCGUUUAGUUCCAUGCAACAGAUCAAAUGCCCCCGUACAUACCAGCCUGUAGUGGUGCUCAAUCAUCCAGACGCAGAUAUUCCUGAAGUGGCCAACAUUAUGAAAGUGGUGAACCGGUAUAAAGGUGCUGUCUCAAAGGUUUCUUUGAGUGAGAACACUGUUCAGGCACUCUCUGGCCUUAGUGCUGUAGAAAACUGUUCCUCAACCAUAAACGUGACAUCUAAUGGAGACCAUCUAAGACCCAGAACUCUUGAGAGUUAUGUUCGGAAGCGAUUCCUUUUAAAAAUGAAACUAAGGAAAAAAAGCAAAAGAAAGUAUGAGGUGGUCAAAGAAUUAUCAGGUUGUCAACAAGGAUCAGUGGCAUUCAGCUGCUGGUUUUGUGGUCGACUUUUUAAUAACCAAGAAGACUGGAUCGGUCAUGGCCAAAGGCAUCUUAUGGAAGCAACAAGAGACUGGAAUGCAUUGCUCUGAAACUUCAUCACUUUUAAUCUACUCUGUUCCUUUGACAUGGAAUUAUUGGAAGUAUAUUUUUUAAAGGUCCUAUACUAUUCUAGUUUGACUGUAAAUACUGUUCAAGUGAUUAUUUUUUCUUUUAAACUGUGAAUGUUGUGGGGAAUCGUUCUGCAGGCUUUGCUUGUGUUCUGCUAGCACAUGUAAAAACCAGAACUGUGAAAAUGGUACACUGUAAGUAGGGGCUGGGGUUAGAGCACAGGGAAUGGAGCAAUGCCAGUAUAAUUGGAUCAGAUUACUCAGGUAACUUCAUUUUAGUUUUGUUUUUCUAUUUUCCCCCUUCAUCUCAUAUGAAAGGGGAUUGAUCGUUCUGUCAAUUGGUGAUGGGGAUGUAUUUAGUCCACCUGUAGCUCGUCUCUGACAGAUUGGUUCCUGUGGUCCAAGGUCUGAGUUAGUUCAUGUUUCAUCAGACAUACAAAAUAUUCUGAUUCCAGCAAUCCAGAAUAGUAAGUUGUUGCCACUGCUUGGUUGAGUUUGCCUUUAAAACAGAAAUAUUUUUAAUGGUGUCCUUUUUGGUUUUAGCAGAGGUGAUGUGUUAUUUUUGUUAUCCGCCCAUAUGAGAUGCACAAUAAAAUGUCAUUACUUUAGUUUUUAAUGGAUAACUUGAUGUCGGGAAAAUCCAGACCACACGUGGUGGUAGUGGUCACCCAUGUUCAUUCCAGUUGUAAACUAGCUGUUGGCUUCUAUUACUGUCUAUGGGUUGACUGGAUCAGCCUCAGUGAUGCAGCAGAAAUGCUUCCCGAGGAGUGUAUAUAUAUAUACAUGUAAAGCACCAUUUCUGAAUGAGAUUGGCUCUUGAGGAAUUGAAUCCAGAGCCUUAAAAUAAAGGGACAAAUUGAGUGUUUGUUCCUGCUUUAGCCAGAACUGCUGACCAAGACUGAGGCUGUUGUUCCACAUCCUAUAUAUUAAUUUAGACGAGCUUUGUUUCCUGCAUUAACUUUUUGUGUAUUAAUGUUGUAAAUGGUCUCAGUGUCACACAGUCCAUUACGCUGUAAAUACAUGUAUUUUUUGUGUUUUAUAAAAUUUUACAUCUUUAAUCACAACACUUCUUUGUGGUUCUCUAAUAUGUAAUUUGGUCCAUAAUGCAAUAAAACAGCAAGCGGUGCACACAGCAGUCUCCCAAUCGACCACUGAAGCUACAGGUGUGUGGGGUUAGGGUUAGAUUGGGUUCACCUCAUCUCACUGGGUUGGUUUGUCAGGAAGUUUUUUAAUUGUUUGUGUAAAUCAUAAAAAUGAUCAAAGUGUGAAACAAAGAAUUGCCCUGCUGUUUUUGUAGAAAUGUUCUAAACCAUUAGAACAAUCUCAAAAUUUCUGAAUGGUCUGAGAGCAGCUAGUUAACCUGUCAAACACAACUCUAACAAAGUGUUUAUGAAGUUGCUUUUCUAUUAAAUUUUCAGGCUCGCCAUUGUAUAUUGCAGAUAAUUGUGUGGUUAUAUAUUCUGGGCUAGCUACUCUAGGAGUAGAUACGAGUCCCUGGGUCUUCUGAAUAAUUCAACCAGAAACUUUUAUAGACUAAGAAGCCUUGUUGGGACUAAUAUGUCUGAUCGUAAUCUCUAUUUCUCCAGAGGUUGUUUAAAGUACUACAAUGUGUAAUAUGUUUAACAGUUCUUAAUGUUCCCAAAGAGACACGUGAAAUAUUUCAGUCUCACCAGCCUAGGGGUGUGUGUGUGUGUUUUGAUGAUUCUGUUUUGUUUUAAGCGAAAAGCAUCUCAUGUUGGGGAUGGUUGUUGUCCCUCAUGCCCUUCCUGUUCUUCCAGUCAUCACAGCUCUUGAGUUUUUCUCAAAGGUAACAGAUACUGAAAAAUGUGUUUAUGUAGUACAGAUUUAAUUUCCAGCUCUUCAUGUUGAGAAAUGUUCAGAUGUUUAUGACAGGUGUGAGUCAUCUUGUGGACUAAAUGGAAUGUGUUGUGGCUGCAGGAAUACUUGUGCUGGAGAGUUGAUAAUUUUUUGCUGACUGACUCGAGUGGUCCCAAAAAACACAAAUGCAAAUGAACAUUGGUUUCUAUAUCCAAGCUGAUGCCAGAUCUUUUCCUGUUCCUCCUAAAAUACUUUAGGGCCAAAGACAUUUUUUAACCUGGUGCUUUACAUCUUGUUACUGUCAGACCCAGAAUCCCAGCCCCACCCCCUAUACUCUCCCCUAUUCCUGUCUAGACUUUUGUCCCGGUACACCAGGCUCAGUCUAUAGUAAAGUGCCUCAGAUGUUGCAGGUCAACUGUGUACUGUAAUCUUUGAAAAUUGUUUCUCUUUAUUAAAUGUACAUACCCUCUGAAA